GAGCACUGGAAUUUGGCUAUGUUUAGAAUGUCUGAUAAUAUCAGGUACAAAAUAAUGAACGGAAGAGAUUGACAGGAAAAGGAUACAGUAUUACGUAAUAUAGGACGCCGCCACAGAAAUAGACUCCAUGUCUCAUUGUACAGUAGUACAGAACCAUACAGAGAGGGUUCAAAUGUUUCAUGAAAGGUUUGCAUAUUUUGAUAGCGAUUCAAACCUUCGGUAAACUAAAUGGCGCAGAGUCAAGAGAGUUAAGAGACGGAAGAGCAGCUACUGCUGUGGAUACAUUCUCUUCAUUGUAAAAUCUAAAUGGCUCUGCAGAUGUGAUGGAAACACAGCACAUCCUGGUCUGGUGUAUUUGUCUGAUCCUGGCCCUCUUGCCGCACCUCCACCAGUGCCUGUCAGUGCAUUUCCAGAACAAGGAUCUCCUUUAUGUGGCUCUGGGGAGAGACCUGGUCCUGCAGACCCAGUUCCAGAUUACACCAACAGAGAAGAUCGUCAUGGUGAUUUGGGACUACAAGACUGAGAAGGGUCAGGGACAGGUCAGGCUGGCCGAUCACCAAGAUUCACCUGGCAAUCCAAUAGACCAGAAGGGGGCCUUAUUUAGGGUGGAGAAUAUAAGUUCAUCUAACUAUGGAGUCUACAUCAUCACUGUGACUAACCAGAUGGGGAACGAGGAAGCAGCAAAGAUACUUGUUAGAGAGAGUGUUGCUGCUCCUGUGGCGUCUCUGUCCCUCCAGUGUGAGGUGGCUAAUGACAGGGCACAGUGGGACAGCCCAGUGGUUUCCUGGUUGGUGGAUGGGGUAGAGGUCUCCAAUCAGACAGCCAAUCUCUCUGCAGAUGGCAGGAACCUAUACAUGUCUGGAAUGAAGGGCCACAACUACACAUGUGUGGUCAACAGCAGCCUGGGGACUAGUGUUACACACUACAUCACUGAUUCUCCUACACCAUCCCAAAGUAACCAAUCCUGUGAGACUUGGUGUGUUGUAAUAUUGGCCACCAUCGUCAUCAUCAUCAUCAUCAUCAUAGUGAUUCUAAUGAAAUGUGGAUGUCUCUCCUGGAGAUGCAAACAGCGGAGGACGAAUGGGAUUAUAUGACUUUAGGAGGUCCCUCGCGUUCCAUUAUCAGUCGUAUGACAUUUUGUUACACACUGAACGAUCACACAAGUCUUUGGCACAGAUGGGCACCUGCGGAGAUGGUAUGAUAUGAGAAGUUUAAAUGUAAUAUUCUAUUGCAGCAUGUCACUCUGCCAGACACCAAUGAUCAUUCCUAUUAAGAGAUGUGGCCCUAUUCCGCAUCAAUAAAAUAUAUUGAUAUGCCUUUUUAUCAAAUUAAAUUGUAUUUGUCACAUGUUUAGCAGAUGUUAUUGUGGGUAUAGUGAAAUGCUUGUUAUUGGUGUAUUUGUAUGCUGAUUUGUGGUAUUUGAUGCAGUGUCUACACGUAUAUUUUGACUUAUUAUAUCUUUGUAUCUUUUUGUUAAGUACUGUAUGCCAUCACAUGUAUAAGUUAAAGUUAAACCUAAACCUACAAUUGUGAUGCCUAUGUAUGAUAUAAAGCAAAUGGAAAAAUGCACACUUUGCUACAAACUCAGCAAGAAAAUAAACCUCCUCUCACUGUCAA
This is a messenger RNA of Oncorhynchus mykiss (rainbow trout), 1617 nucleotides long. RefSeq lists its product as uncharacterized. NCBI's taxonomy places the organism in Eukaryota, Metazoa, Chordata, Actinopteri, Salmoniformes, Salmonidae. The record is from RefSeq and is a predicted model, not a curated record.